GAAAAAAUAAAAUCAGACUUGAUAGAGCCAUUAAUAAUGUACAGCAGUGCUCUACAGAUGGAAGGAUUAGUGUGUUCUUAAGAAAGCAUUCCAAUAUGUUUUUAUUUUGUAUGUAUGUUUCUAUUUUUAUUUUUGUUCUUCUUUAGUAAUAUUAAAUGCAGAAGGUAAAGCUUUCUAGUUGGAGGUAUAUGCAGAAGAUGGAGUGAGAAAGCACUGAGGUUAUGGGUAAUGAAGUUUAAGAAAUACUGAUAAAGAGGUAGGACUGAUUUUUCAUUAGCAUACCAGAACUGAGUGAAAUCUUUCAAAAGAAUCAUCUAGGAGCAAAGUUUUUGAUAAUGUCUUAAAAAUCACAAGCAUACACUUGAACAAAUCUACAAAGACAUAAAAUGAGUGGAAUUUAUAGUUGUAAUCAAAACUCACUGCAACAUUAACCUGGCACAUAAUAACAGCCAUAUUUGUAAGGUGCUUUACAGUUUAUGUAACACAUUCUCACAUUCUCACAUUUGCCAUAUAUUUAAUGAUAGACAUAAUUGUGCUAUAUGCUAAUUAAGCUUAAUUAGUAAGUUCUUGUGAAUGACUGUAAUUAGUGGGACUGGUUUGCUGCCAAAGCAAGUUUUGAGCUCUCUUUUUACUUUAUUAGUUACCUAGUAUUUAUAAUCAGGAACAGUUUAUAUCAUAUUCUACUUUGCAUCAUACAUGCUGAUCUUCAUGUAUAUUAAGAAACAAACUCCUGAGUCCUUACAUCUAGGUAGCUGAGCUUCUCUUGCUCUAGGGCUUUUGUCAUAAAAUUCUCAACCCUUACCAGUCCCCUCCUAAUCCCACAUCUCACCCACUAGUCCUCAUCUGCUCACACUUGAGGGAGAGUUGUGCUUAACAUUUAACAUUCAUUCACCAAUAAAUAUUUAUUGAGCACAAUGCCAGAGAUUGAGCAAGGCUCUGGAAAUAUACACAGUGAUUGGCAAAACAGUCCUGGUCCCUCAUGGAGUUCUCAGACUAAGAGGAUAGAGAAAACCUAGACUCGGGUGGGGUAGGUGGUCAGGAAGUUGGCAGAUCUAUUAUACUCUCCCAUUAAGCUACAAACAUGGCCUUUAUCAUAGGUCUCCAUCUGCCUUUUUUCCCUCAUUUGAUUCAGCACUCAGGCAGGGAAAAUCCUGCUGUCAUAGCUUGUACUCCCUCUAUCCCCCAGCACAGGAGGCUACAGGAAAGAGUGCCUGGCACCAGUAGCUGGAUAUUGAGUAGUUGAAGGGGAGCUAAGGCUAGACAGAAAUUAGCAAGGUGAAGAUAUUGCGGAAGCAAGUUCCCAGAAAAGAGAGAGCAUUUGCAAAGGCCCUAAGGCAAGAAAGAGCUUAGCAGGCUUAAGAAGUUCAUUUCAUGUGGUUGGAGGGGUUGAUGCAACAGGAGAAAUGGCUAGAAGACUGGAAAGGUAGAGGGUCCUAUAACCAAGUUAAAAAACUUUGUCUUGAGGGCACUGAGAAGCUGUGGAAAAAUUUUAAUGACAUUUCCCUGCCUCUUGCAUCUCAACCCAUUAUUUACCUGGAUAGGCCCUUCUACUUUCUGGGACAGAGGUGCUAUGCAGACAACUGUAGAAUCCUUUCAGACUGAAACACAUGGGCAGUUUAGCAGAAAUCAUGCUUAGGAGCAGAGAGUAGAAAGAAUAUGAGCUUGAGAGUCAGAAUGCUUGGGUCUGUAUGAGGUUAAACAAAUUUCCAAACUUUUUUGAGCAAUUGUUUUCUGCACAAUUGGUAAUGUACAUUUAAAUCCCUCAUCAGAAAUAACAAGUACAGUGCUGGUAGCUGGCACUCCCUAGGUGGUAGCUAUCACUAUGUUCACAAUGCUCUUUUGCUAACAGAAUUUCAAACUCCUCUUUGAGAAUGAAAUCACAGAAUCGUAUAUUAUCAUAUUGUGAGGAAACCUUAAAGGUUUGUUUACAUAUGAUGCUUGCAUUCCUACUGCAGCACUGACAGUCAGUUGGUUUGUUGUCCAACAUUACUAUAAUAACCAGAGACAGAAAGUUCACUAGUGUCUCAAGCAGCCACUCCAUGUUUGGGCUCUAUUAGAAGGUUCUUUUCUUGGACUGAAUCCAAAUCUGCUUCCAUGUAACCUCUAUCCAGGGUCUCCGUAGUGCCCCUAAUGCCUCUUCCAUGUGACAGCCCUCCAGGUGGUUGAGGUCAUUAUCUCCACCACCACUCACCUAGAGUUGAUAAGCUUGUUUCUUCAACCUAACAACAAUCUUUUAUCAAUUCAUCAAGAAAACACAACAACUAUACAACAUAUACAUACCCAAAAAUAGAGCUUAAAAACUGAAGUAAAAGGUGUUAAUGGAAGAUUUUAGUAAUAAUAGUAGCUAUCAUUUACUGAGCACCUACACUAUAUACUUGGUGCUAUAGACACAAAAGUAAGUCUCAAUCAAUCCUAUAAAUUGAAGAAAGACAAGUAAAUGGGUAUAAUACAAUAUUAUAGAUACUGUGACAGAAUUCUGUUCAGGAAAAAGCAGGGGGUAUGGAGGUAGGCUACCAAGGGAGCAGUCAUCUUUAUGAAAGGGGCCUACCUCUUAUAAGAGAUGACACAACCUGCACCCUGACAGUUGAGUAGGUAAUACAUAUACUCAACUGGACUUAUCCAUUUGUGUAUUUGUUAAAAUAUCACUUUAGAGGCUUUAGUCACACAAAGUAUUCAGAGCAGCCACUCUCGGUAACUGCAAAUACAUUUCUACAAGAAAUGUUAAUUUUCUGUUAGCAUUCCUUACAAAACCUCUUUUAGAGUGGGAAUAAUAGAAACCAGGCAAGGAAGAAGAAUGGAACACUGUGGUUUUCUGUGCCUGCAUGUUGAUAGCAAAUAUUUGGAAAGGAGGAACUUCAACUAUUCUUUGCUGAACACUGAAGUAGAAGAGCCAAGGCAUACGCUGACUGUCAUGACCAUACAAUAUGGGAAGGUCACAGAAGAUGGGGAGUAGUAAAGCAUUUGCCCCACUGAUUCAUUGUAAGUUGUGUGAAAGCAACAUGGUACUCAUACUCCAGUACUUGCUUCUUUGUGUGAGGCCCUUUGCCCGUCCAGGAGACUGAGGCAUGCACAGAAGGUGAUCCAACACAGAGCUGGGGAGCCUUGGAAAAGGAUUAUUUGAUAUGCCCUAGAAAUUCUGAGGAUAGCUCCUUGGGCAGAUGAAGCUAGCCUUCCUAAGGGAAAGCAACGUAUCUAAGAAUAAAUAUAACAAUGAAGACCUUCUAACCUCCUGAAGUGGGGCCUUUUCCAUGAGAGCCAUAGAGAGCAAAUGACAGUGAACCUCAAGUUGCCUUCUUCAAGAAGAAACAAAUGGAAAAGGCAGAAACACAAGAGUAAAAUAACAGAGGAGGUUAAAACUAAUAUUUUUCAAGUUUGUUAAAGAAGCCUGUGAAAAAAUGGUUAUAAAACUGAGGAUCUUGGAAUAGUCCCUGACAAAAAACAAAUAAUGAUCAAGUAUAGAAAAGUUUGUUUCACAGUGUGCAAGCCGUCUAUCUUUAAAAGUCAACAAGGAGGAUAAAACAAGUGUCACUAUAAGCAAAAAGUACUGAUAGAGACAAGUGAGGAAAUAGGAGUGUUGAAUGGAAGUUCCCAUCCCCAUUGCCCAGUUGAGGGAACUGAAGUCCUGAGAGGGUCUGGCGCUCCCAAUAUGCAAAUAGGACUCCUUUCACCUGGCAGGACACAGCACUGCAGCCCAGAGAUGAGUUUAGCACACAUACUCCCAUCAGCCUUUUCCAAGCUGAUUUGACAAAACAGAGGGAUUUACUCAAACUCCUCAUUUCACCGUGAUACUUCAUUCAGGGAUUAUUUCCUCUGCUGGGGCACUGGUACAAGGUAAUCAGCUCUGUUUCCUGCUCCUCAUUUGCUGAGCUACCUUUUUUUUUAAAAAAAGAGCCCUCCAGGCAUUAUUAAGACAUUAUUCACAUAACAAAGUUCACCCUUUUAAGGUGUACAGUUCAUUGGUAUUUAGUAUAUUCAUGGUGUUCUGCAACCAUCACCACUAUCUUAAUUCCAUAUCAUUUUCAUCCCACAAAGAGAUUUCAUACCCAUUAGCAGAUAUGCCCAAUCCCCCUCCCUCAAACCUCUAGCCACCACUAAUCUACUUUCUGCCUUUAUGGAUUUCCCUAUUAUAGACAUUUCAUAUAAAUGGAAUCAUCCAACACAUGGUGUUACGUGUCUGGCUUCUUUCACUUGGCAUAAUGUUUUUAUGGUUCAUCCAUUUUGUAGCAUACAUCAGUACUUCAUUCCUUUUCAUGGCCGAGUAAUAUUCUAUCAUGUAUAUGCUGCAUUUUGUUUAUCCAUUAAUCAGUUGAUGGACUUUGGGUUUCACCUUUUGGUUAUUGUGAAUAACAGUACUGAGAACAUUCAUGUAUAAGGUUUUUGUGAACAUACUCUUUCAUUUCUCUUGGGUAUAUAUCCAGAGGUACAACUGUUUGAUCCUGUGAUAACUCUGUUUAACCUUUUGAGGAAUUGCCAGACUGUUUUUUCAAAGGGCAACACUAUUUUAUAUUCCCAUCAAGUAUUUAUGAGGCAAUCCAAUUUUUCCAAAUCCUUACUACUCAUCUUUUUUAUUAUAUCUUUUUAUUAAAUAUCCUAGUAAGUAUAAAGUGGUACUUUAUGUGGUCCUGAUUUUUAUCUCUCUUAAUGAAUGGUGAUGUCGAGCAUCUUUUCAUGUGCUUGUUGGCCAUUUGUAUAUAUUCUUUGGAAAAAAUGUCUACUCACAUUAUUUGCCCAUUUUUUAAUUGGGUUUUUUUUUAUUGUUGAAUUUAAGGUCCUUUGUAUAUUCUGGUUGUUAGACCCUUAGCAGAUAUAUGUUCUUGAAUGUUUUCUCCCAUUACGUAGGCUUAAAUUUCUUGAAAUGUCCCUUGAAGCACUGCUGAGCUACUUUUAACAAAUAUUAAAAAAUCUUAAACAAAAUUAGGAAUGUGUAGUGUCUGAAUUAUACUUUUAAAUUUAAUAAGUAUUUAUUAAAUUAUGUAAAUUUAAUUAUAAUUUAACCUGCAAACAAUUGUAUGCAGACCAUGUUUUAAGGCUUCCAAACUAAGAGUCUUGAGUUCAUUAUGGGACCCCUCAUAAUGAUAACUAUUGCUUUUAUUGGCACUUAUAUGGCAGGCACUGUUUGGACAGUCUGCACGUAUUAAUUUAUCUAAUUCUCACAACAAUCCUCUAAGGUAGAGACUUACUAUACAUAUAAGAAAACGGAGGCAGAGGGAGAUUAAGUAAUUUGCCUGAAGCCAAAGAGUUAGGAAGUAAUACAAAUGGACUCCAGAUUCCGUUGCCUUAACGCCUGUGAGACUGCCAGGAAAGAAUUAAACCAUAUUUUUUUACAUCCAUGACCUCUCGUCGAAAUUAUUAAUAGUGUUUUAACGGCGUCUACACUCUGGACAGUUUUCUCCUCCUAGCCAGCCAGAAAGUAGGGCCGGCCACCCGGGCGUCUUUAUUGCUCUUUCCUCUCCCAGUCAGGUUUCAAAACCCACUCCCCUCUCCCCUCUCCCCCGGUUGUGGAGGCUUUAGUGCUUGGGUGCAAUUGCGAAGUCAACUGCAUCCCCCAGGUGGAGAAGUUCUAAAUUUCUGGCGGCCAAUGGGUGCCAAGGAGCCGCGGAUUCAGCCCAAUGAAGCUCAAAGGUGAACCUUGGGCGGAGCCAGCGGAGGGGGCGGGAACGGAGCCCCACCGCGGUGCCUACAGUGUGAGGCACCGGCAGCCCCGAGCGGAGCCAUGAGCUGGACCUGCCCGCGUUGCCAGCAACCCGUGUUUUUCGGUGAGGCCCAGACUGAGGAAGGGGAGAAGAUAGGGAGAGUGCGACCUGCUGGGUUCCCCGAGGACACGAGGAGCGGGCCACGCGGAAAAAGUGAGCUCCCUGGGCAAGAACUGGCACCGCUUCUGCCUGAAAUCACAAUGGGAGGCCGUAUUGCCACAGGCCAUGCUAUGGGGCUCUCUUCGGACCCAGGGGUAAGGGUGAAUAUUGGUGGGGUGGGCUCCUACCUCUACAAUUCCCCCACUCCCUGCGCUCCUCUCAGCCCCAGCAGCUUCAGCCCCCCCAGGCCCAGUAUUGGCUUCCCCCAGGGCAAGAAAACUGCUGAGUUAAGAGGUAGACUGGGCAGAUGGCAUCAUCUCCGUUUUACAGGCCCUCCCCACAUGAAGACGUUCACCGGGGAGACCUCACUGUGCCCUGGCUGUGAGGAACCUGUCUAUUUUGCUGAGAAGGUAAUGUCUCUGGGCAGAAACUGGCACCGACCCUGCCUGAGGUGCCAGCGCUGCCGGAAGACCCUGACUGCUGGGAGUCAUGCAGAGGUGAACAGGGAAGGGAUGGUAGUUUUGUUGGGAGGAGGGAGACUGAAGAUGGGAAGACAGCCAAGCUCAGAUGGUUUUCUCUCUUUGUGUCCCAGCAUGAUGGCGUUCCCUAUUGCCACAUCCCCUGCUAUGGCUACCUGUUUGGCCCCAAAGGUGGGCAGCCCCACUCCAGACAUGUGGGUCUGGGGGAAUCUGUUGACAACUUCCCAGGUGGUCAAACAUGCCUCAGGCCCCUCCCAAUUCCCUCCAGCCCUCAGCCCAGCACCCCCAGCCACCCCCAAGGCCCAUGGUGAUAAGGCUCUCUCCCUCAGGUGUGAACAUUGGUGAUGUGGGCUGCUACAUCUAUGACCCUGUGGAGAUAAAAUCCAAAUGAGAUGCUCACAGGAGAGAUCGCCUGAACUUGGGCCUCCCACCAUUGCCUCCAUUGUAGGUUCAGUGGGACCUACAGAAUUCUCCAGUCCCAUGGGGUGGGAGACGGUGGGAUUCUGGCAACCUGGGUCUAGACUUUUUCUGCCAAUUCCUCCCUUUCCCAUUCCUGUCUGAUUCCGUUUUGAAGGUUGGCCUCCUAGGCUUCCCAAUCCCUUUCCCCAGCAAAUUCUGAAGCUUCAAGUUACUCAUAAAACUUGUUUUAUUCUGGCUUCUCCAAUAAAA
This is a messenger RNA of Manis pentadactyla (Chinese pangolin), 6940 nucleotides long. RefSeq names its product cysteine rich protein 3 (gene CRIP3). The coding region runs from base 5714 to 6616 and encodes 300 amino acids. The record is from RefSeq and is a predicted model, not a curated record. The transcript is spliced from 7 exons. NCBI's taxonomy places the organism in Eukaryota, Metazoa, Chordata, Mammalia, Pholidota, Manidae.